Molecule: messenger RNA, 3312 nt
Organism: Arvicanthis niloticus (Nile rat)
Lineage: Eukaryota; Metazoa; Chordata; Mammalia; Rodentia; Muridae
Gene: Cpne8
Product: copine 8
Biological process (GO): cellular response to calcium ion
Cellular component (GO): plasma membrane
Molecular function (GO): calcium-dependent phospholipid binding
Source: RefSeq, a predicted model, not a curated record
GCCUUCUUCCUCUGCCUCCACCCUCACUCCUUCCCGUCGGUGCGGAGCUAGGUUCCGAGCAGCGCUCAGCCCGCCGCAGCUUGGAUGUGGGCUCGGGACAAGUGCUCCGCUCCGCCGCUCGAGAUGGACAGCCGCUACACCAGCGCCACGGGCAUCGGGGACUUGAACCAGCUGAGUGCGGCCAUCCCUGCCACACGCGUGGAGGUGUCUGUGUCCUGCAGAAAUCUUCUUGAUAGAGAUACGUUUUCUAAGUCUGAUCCAAUUUGUGUCUUAUAUACACAAGCAGUUGGGAAUAAAGAAUGGAGAGAGUUUGGAAGAACUGAAGUGAUUGAUAAUACUUUGAAUCCUGAUUUUGUAAGAAAGUUUAUUCUGGAUUAUUUCUUUGAAGAAAGAGAGAAUCUUCGUUUUGACUUAUAUGAUGUUGAUUCAAAGAGUCCCAACUUGUCCAAACAUGACUUUCUGGGACAAGUGUUUUGUACAUUGGGGGAGAUUGUUGGUUCACAGGGAAGUCGUCUGGAAAAGCCGAUAGUAGGGAUUCCAGGCAGGAAAUGUGGAACGAUCAUACUAACGGCAGAGGAGCUGAACUGCUGCAGGGAUGCUGUCUUGAUGCAGUUCUGUGCAAACAAAUUGGAUAAGAAGGAUUUCUUUGGGAAGUCAGAUCCUUUCCUUGUAUUUUAUCGAAGCAAUGAGGACGGAAGCUUUACAAUUUGUCAUAAGACAGAAGUGGUCAAGAACACUCUAAAUCCUGUGUGGCAAGCCUUCAAGAUCUCAGUGAGAGCUCUGUGCAAUGGGGAUUAUGACAGAACAAUCAAAGUAGAAGUGUAUGACUGGGACCGAGAUGGAAGUCAUGAUUUCAUUGGGGAAUUUACAACAAGCUAUCGGGAACUCGCAAGAGGACAGUCACAAUUCAACGUCUAUGAGGUGGUGAAUCCCAAAAAGAAAGGAAAAAAGAAAAAAUACACUAAUUCAGGAACAGUAACCUUACUGUCCUUCUUGGUGGAAACAGAAGUCUCCUUCCUUGACUACAUUAAAGGAGGAACGCAGAUCAACUUCACGGUGGCCAUUGAUUUUACAGCAUCAAAUGGAAACCCUGCCCAGCCUACUUCUCUCCACUAUAUGAACCCUUACCAACUGAAUGCCUAUGGAAUGGCACUGAAGGCUGUAGGAGAAAUCGUUCAAGAUUAUGACAGCGAUAAGAUGUUCCCAGCCCUUGGUUUUGGUGCAAAGCUGCCUCCAGAUGGAAGGAUAUCUCACGAGUUUGCCUUGAAUGGUAACCCUCAGAAUCCUUAUUGCGAUGGCAUCGAAGGUGUCAUGGAAGCUUAUUACAGAAGUCUGAAGUCUGUGCAGUUGUAUGGGCCAACCAACUUUGCUCCUGUAAUAAACCACGUAGCAAGAUACGCAUCCUCUGUAAAAGAUGGCUCCCAGUUUGUGCUCCUCAUUGUGACAGACGGUGUCAUCUCAGAUAUGGCUCAAACUAAAGAAUCCAUAGUUAAUGCCUCAAAGCUUCCCAUGUCAAUAAUUAUAGUUGGUGUUGGACCUGCAGAAUUUGAUGCAAUGGUUGAAUUGGACGGAGAUGAUGUGAGAGUUUCUUCCAGAGGGAAAUAUGCUGAAAGAGACAUUGUACAGUUUGUGCCAUUCAGGGAUUAUAUUGACAGAAGUGGAAACCACAUACUCAGCAUGGCUAGACUGGCCAAAGAUGUCUUAGCUGAGAUCCCUGAGCAGUUCCUCUCCUACAUGAGAGCCAGAGGAAUCAAGCCAUCGCCGGCACCCCCGCCAUACACCCCUCCCACACACGUGCUGCAGACGCAAAUAUGACCACAUCCAGAUGCUGACGCCCCUCACACGCCAGUCGGAACUGCUUGGCUCCUGGUGCUUUGCUCUGAACCAGGGAAUGAGACUCUUUCUCAGUUUGGUUUCAGCAGAACUGGAUAAUGUGCUUUCUUGGAUCCAAAAUUAAUUCUCUUCCUAAACCAAAACUGUAAAUAGGGUUGUUGCAUGAGCAACCGGGAAAUUGUCUAAAAUGCUUGAAGCAAAGUAGAGAUGUCUUCUCUAAUUUUCAACUAUUUUUGUUUUGUUCUCGACAGAAUAGUAAGUUUCCAAUGUAUUAUUGGGAAAAAGCACAAGCUACAUUUUUAACACAGAUGUUGUCCUUGACUGUUGCAUAUAUAAGCCAGCAGUCUCUGUGCUGAUGUUUACACGUUACUACUUUUUAAAUUUCAAUACUUUUAUAACUGUUCUUAAGAAUGAGUUUUGAAUAUUGAAUCCUUUGUCUUCUAACUUGCAAUAGCUAUAAUCACAGGAGCAAUAUCUCUUUGAAUGACUGUCUGGACAUUCAUGGAAUGAAUAAGGGAAGAGAAGGAGGUAGAAUCUACUUAGUGAUUAAUAUCUGUCAUCAGUUUUGGCCAAUAGUGGGAGUUUCAACUUAUAAACAGAUGUGGCCCUGUAAUAUGCAUUUUUUUUUCAUGGACUUUGGGUUUAAAUUUAGACUGCAGUCAGUUUACCUUUCGUAAUGCCAACUAGAUGCAUUGAAAAGGCAAACAUUGUCAACUGUUAAUGCACAGAAUAUACUUUGUAUAAAAAACCCACCAUCCUUAUAAAGCUAUUAUUUAAUGAGUAAAACCAAGACUAUAUAAUUCCAAACCAUGUAGCAGGUGUUUUGAACUUUGUAUUAAGCUAUAUCCUGUCUAGAUAUUUUGAUUCAAAGGGAUACUGGCUCUCUUGCUUGGGAUUUACGUUCUCACCUUUCCACCUUGCCUCACGGGUUGCACAGGCUGAGGUCUCUCGUGAAUUCUCAGUUCAACAUACACAACCCUGUGACUUAGCACACAACACAUUUGUGAAAUAAACUCAUUCCUGUGCCCCAACCUGCCUGUUUGUGAAACAACCCAUCCCUCUAUCCUGACCUGCCUGCUCACAAUCGAUUCUAAAUAGUUUUCAAUGUACAGUUUUUAUACGAAUUACAGUUUUGUGAAGUUAUGUCUACAUUUCUUUAGAACAAAUGGCCUUAAAUUCUCACAGAAUUCCUGGAAAUGAUUGUGAAUUGCCUUCAAGAUACAGAAAUGUGUAUUUAUUUGUUGUUCUUUUUGUGUCAACAGUGUGACUGCUUUCUAACCUCUCUGCCCCCCACCCCCCAACUUGGAUAAUUCUUAUUGUGUGUACUCUUGCCACAACUUGACCUAUGGUGACUUUUAUAAGCAUGAAACUGUUUUACCGGAAAAAUGCAUAAUCCUCAUAGCUAACAGAAUCACGGUUACACAACUGUGAUAUGACUUGUCCAUUUUUAAGUAUCUAUUAUUAAAAUCUUUAAAAGGA